CGGGGGGUGCCUGUGCAGAAUCGUGCAGGUUUUUUAUUUUUAUUAUUAUUAUUUAUUUAUUUAUUGGGAGGGGGAACGGGGGGGCGUAUGACAGGAAGAUGGGGAUAUGGCAUGGAGAGGGGGAUAUGGAGGGGAGGAGGAGGAUGUGGACGAGGAGGACGACGAGGAUAGCGAGGACGACGAGGAGGAGGAGUCGAGAUGGACGGAGGGAAAAGAGGAAGGGCAGGAGGAGGAGGACGAGUGGGAGGAGAAGACAUGGACGGCGAGAAAGGGGAGGACAAGAGGAAGGGAAGGAGACGAGGAGGCAUGGAAGAUGAGGAACUACGAGGAGGAGGAGGAGACAAGGAGGAUAAGGAAGGGCAGGAGGAGGAGGACGGACAGGAGGAGGAGGACGGACAGGAGGAGGAACAGGAGGAGGAGGACGAACAGGAGGAGGAGGAGGAGGAGGAGGAGGAAGAGACGAAAAGGAGGAGGGAGGAUGAGGAAGGGGAGGAGGAGCAAGGUGAGGCAGUACUCCUGUAAUUUUUUUUUUCAUCUUGCUUAUAAUUUUGGCGGGGCGCCUCAAACGCACCGUUUCGACCCCAG
Molecule: messenger RNA, 585 nt
Organism: Chara braunii
Lineage: Eukaryota; Viridiplantae; Streptophyta; Charophyceae; Charales; Characeae
Source: the annotation of a GenBank genome assembly